AUGAUUAUGAAUCGCUUGUGCUGCUGCGGCCUCACGCUGAUCUUGGCGUGCACCUUUGCCGUCAUUCUGCUUUGCACCGGAUUUCUGAUGUACGUCCCGAAGACCGACCACCAGGGUCUGACCAUCAACUCCGAGCAAAACGUCCCCGACGGGUUUAUCUGCCCCAAAUAUUCGUUCUUGAAUGAGACGGGAUGCUUCAAGACUGAGCACUGCAAGCGCGUUAGCGAGGCCAUGAUUGACGACAACCUCCUCGACCUCAAGAUCCGCCUGGCCUGCAACCCGCGCAAGUACAGCAUCCUCUUCUACGCCUGCAUCGCCGUCGGUCUCGCUGCUUUGCUCCUCGAGGUCGUCUUCGUCGCCAUGUUCAUCUUCCGCAAGCCGAAGGUCGCAGUCGAAUCCGAGGUCGCUGCC
Mesorhabditis spiculigera is the source of this 411-nucleotide messenger RNA. NCBI's taxonomy places the organism in Eukaryota, Metazoa, Nematoda, Chromadorea, Rhabditida, Rhabditidae. The record is from the annotation of a GenBank genome assembly.